This is a messenger RNA of Piliocolobus tephrosceles (Ugandan red Colobus), 1760 nucleotides long. It is a transcript of the gene RELL1, whose product is annotated as RELT like 1. Lineage: Eukaryota; Metazoa; Chordata; Mammalia; Primates; Cercopithecidae. Gene Ontology annotation, biological process: positive regulation of p38MAPK cascade. The coding region runs from base 117 to 932 and encodes 271 amino acids. The record is from RefSeq and is a predicted model, not a curated record. The transcript has 7 exons. Gene Ontology annotation, cellular component: plasma membrane.
CUCCGCUCCCUGGGGCCGAGCCCAGCCACUCGAUCAGCCCGCUGGCUCCGGAGCGGCUCUGCCUUCCCGAGCGCGGGACGCGGCGCUCUGGGGGAGGAGGGCGAAGCGACGCGGCGAUGGCUCCCCGGGCACUCCCGGGGUCCGCUGUCCUAGCCGCUGCUGUCUUCGUGGGAGGCGCCGUGAGUUCGCCGCUGGUGGCUCCGGACAAUGGGAGCAGCCGCACGUCGCACUCCAGAACAGAGACGACCCCGUCGCCCAGCAAUGAUACUGGGAAUGGACACCCAGAAUAUAUUGCAUAUGCGCUUGUCCCUGUGUUCUUUAUCAUGGGUCUCUUCGGCGUCCUCAUUUGCCACCUGCUUAAGAAGAAAGGCUAUCGUUGUACAACAGAAGCAGAGCAAGAUAUCGAAGAAGAAAAGGUUGAAAAGAUAGAAUUGAACGACAGUAUGAAUGAAAACAGUGACACUGUUGGGCAAAUCGUCCACUACAUCAUGAAAAAUGAAGCGAAUGCUGAUGUCUUAAAGGCAAUGGUAGCAGAUAACAGCCUGUAUGAUCCUGAAAGCCCCGUGACCCCCAGCACACCAGGGAGCCCACCCGUGAGUCCUGGGCCUUUGUCACCAGGGGGGACCCCGGGGAAGCACGUCUGUGGCCAUCAUCUGCACACGGUGGGCGGUGUUGUCGAGAGGGACGUGUGUCAUCGGUGUAGGCACAAGCGGUGGCACUUUAUAAAGCCCACCAACAAGUCCAGAGAGAGCAGACCACGGCGCCAAGGCGAGGUCACGGUCCUUUCUGUUGGCAGGUUUAGAGUUACAAAAGUGGAACACAAGUCAAACCAGAAGGAACGGAGAAGCCUGAUGUCUGUUAGUGGGGCUGAAACCGUCAAUGGGGAGGUGCCGGCAACACCUGUGAAGAGAGAACGCAGUGGCACAGAGUAGCAGCAAUGACUUGACUUGAAGAACUCUAAGAGACUGAAAACUUACAAGAUAUGAAGUUGCCUCGGGAAUUUUUUAUAUAUUUUAUACAAUUUCUGUCAUGGAGUCAGCAGGCAUGUGAAUAAAACCUAAAAGGGAAUGUUAUUGCUGUGCCGUAUACAAAAUUCAGUUUGCUUUGAAACAAGUUUUGGUUGAAAGAGUCUUGAAAAAUUUAUUAUACUUCCGGGGAAGGAAAGAGCUGUUUUUAUCUUCUUAACCACUCCCCGCCUCUACCCUUCCCAGCCCCUAAUCCCAGGCCUUGGUGUACACACUGUAGUUUUUCCAUUAUGAUCAGUAUGUGCAGUGAUGCUAUUCACGUACAGUCUGAGCUUACGCUCAGGGGUGUGUGUGUACAUGUGUAUACAUGUGUGCCUGUGAGCGUGUGUUUCUCUUUUUCCAGUUCCUACAUCCUGUUUUGACACUGGUUGUAAGAAGAUCUUCAUACAUACAGGUUAGCUGUUACAAGAGAUAAAAGAUGACUCUUCAGUGGUAAAAGCUCAGUGGAAAUAACCUAGUCUAGCCCUGAGGAGUUGAUUCCCCAAGGAGUCAGAUGGGACCAGAUGCUAGACUUUGGAUUCCUUGACUACAAAUUCAGCAUUAACUCCUGCCACUACCAUGUCACUCCUAUAGCACUUACACAUUUUGAGAAGGUUUUUUUUGAGACGGAGUCUCGCUCUGUCACCUAGGCUGGAGUGCAGUGGCAUAAUCUCGGCUCACUGCAAUCUCCACCUCCCCAGGUUCAAGCGAUUCUCCUGUCUCAGCCUCCCGAGUAGCUGGGAUUACAGGCAUGCA